Messenger RNA from Cucumis sativus (cucumber), 3044 nucleotides. RefSeq names its product pentatricopeptide repeat-containing protein At1g74630. NCBI's taxonomy places the organism in Eukaryota, Viridiplantae, Streptophyta, Magnoliopsida, Cucurbitales, Cucurbitaceae. Gene Ontology annotation, molecular function: zinc ion binding; RNA binding; protein binding. Gene Ontology annotation, biological process: RNA modification. The transcript has a single exon. Bases 745 to 2673 code for a protein of 642 amino acids. The record is from RefSeq and is a predicted model, not a curated record.
UAGACUAAUUUUCAAAGCACAUCCACAUCAAUCAAGCCUUUGGAAAUUUAGGAUGAAAGGCCCCACAAACAAGAAUUUAAACGAAGGGCAUUCACAAUCACAAAUUCACAACUAGAACUUCCAACUAAAGAGCCAAAAAAGACAAAACAUUAUCAAUGGCAGAGGAACAUACAGUGAUGCUUCAUGGAAUGUGGGCUAGCCCUUUUGUGAAAGGGGUCGAACUUGCCCUCAAAAUCAAAGUCAUUACUAUUGAAUCUGUGGAAGAAGAUCUCCAAAACAAAACUCCAGAGCUUCUGAGCUUCAAUCCCAUUUACAAGAAUGUUUCUGUACUGAUCCACAGUGGAAAACCCAUUUGUGAAUCACUGGUGAUUCUUGAAAACAUCAACUAAGUUUAAGUUUAAGUUUAGAAGAGUAACGAGCCUUUCUUUUUGUCACAUGAUCAUGUUAGUGAAACAAGUAAAUCUUCUUUACAAUUUUUUGAAAAUCUAUUUAUUUAAAUGGGGUUUUUCGAAAUUUUGACUUCUGGAAGAUAAUUGGGAUUAUAUCAAAUUCUCUUCAUUCACCGUUACAAUCAACUAAAAUAAAAACUAUCUUUUCAAACGAGCAAUGGACUCAACCGAACAAACUUUUCUAGUCAUACAAUUAUAUUGUAACUUAGAACCCCAAAAAGUGGAACAAGAAAAGAAAAUUUGCUCACCGGAGGACUCAAUUCCCAGCUUGGAAUGAUGUUGGCAAGAACUGAGAAUGAAUAGCAGAGAGCUUCACUGUCUUGCGUUAUUUAGCAAAUGUAAAUCUCUUAGAACUGUUAAGCAAAUCCAGGCUCUUAUAUUCAAAACAUGCUUAAAUUCCUAUCCAUUGGUCUCCGGAAAGCUUCUUCUACAUUGUGCAGUCACACUUCCUGAUUCUCUACACUAUGCUCGACGCCUUUUCCUCGACAUUCGAAACCCAGAUGUGUUUAUGUACAACACUCUCAUCCGUGGCCUUUCCGAUUCCGACACUCCCUCCAAUGCCCUUCAACUGUUUGUUGAAAUGCGUCGCAAAUCCGUGGCUUUACCCGAUAGUUUCUCUUUUGCUUUUCUACUCAAAGCCGCCGCUAAUUGCAGGGCUCUGACCAAUGGGUUGCAGUUGCAUUGUCUAGCUGUUGGUUAUGGCCUGGAUUCCCAUCUUUUUGUUGGGACAACGCUGAUUAGCAUGUAUGCUGAAUGUGCAUGUUUGGUCUUUGCACGCAAGGUGUUCGAUGAAAUGAUUGAACCAAAUAUUGUUGCUUGGAAUGCCAUUGUUGCUGCAUGUUUUAGGUGCGAGGGCGUUAAGGAUGCAGAGCAAGUGUUUCGUUGUAUGCCAAUUAGAAACUUGACCUCUUGGAACAUCAUGCUUGCAGGGUACACAAAAGCAGGUGAGCUUCAGUUAGCUAGGGAGGUGUUUAUGAAAAUGCCUUUGAAAGAUGAUGUUUCUUGGAGUACUAUGAUUGUUGGGUUCGCUCAUAAUGGCAACUUUAACGAUGCUUUCGCAUUUUUCAGGGAGGUAAGGCGGGAAGGGAUGAGACCAAAUGAGGUAAGUCUCACAGGUGUGCUUUCUGCAUGUGCACAAGCUGGGGCAUUCGAGUUUGGAAGAAUUCUACAUGGGUUUGUUGAAAAAUCUGGCUUUCUGCAGAUUAUUUCAGUGAAUAAUGCACUGAUUGAUACCUACUCUAAAUGUGGGAAUUUGGAUAUGGCUCGUUUGGUCUUUGAUAAUAUGCUUAGAAGGAGCGCUGUCUCUUGGACAGCCAUGAUUGCGGGGAUGGCAAUGCAUGGCUACGGGGAAGAAGCAAUCAGACUAUUUAAUGAGAUGGAAGAGUCUAAUAUUAAGCCCGACAGUAUUACCUUCAUAUCCAUCUUGUAUGCGUGUAGCCAUGCUGGAUUAGUUGAUUUGGGAUGCUCUUAUUUUUCUAGGAUGGUAAAUACUUACGGUAUUGAACCCGUAAUUGAACAUUAUGGUUGCAUGGUUGAUCUUUAUGGUCGAGCUGGUAAGCUGCAGCAAGCUUAUGAUUUUGUGUGUCAAAUGCCAAUUUCACCGAAUGAUAUUGUCUGGAGGACUCUUCUUGGAGCUUGUAGCAUUCAUGGUAACUUAUAUCUGGCAGGGCAAGUAAAGAGACAACUCUCUGAACUUGACCCUGAAAAUUCUGGAGAUCAUGUACUUUUGUCAAACAUUUAUGCAGUUGCAGGGAAAUGGAAGGAUGUUGCCGCUUUAAGAAGAUCAAUGACUCAUCAAAGACUCAAGAAAACUCCAGGUUGGAGCAUGAUUGAAGUCAACAGAAUUAUAUAUAGUUUUGUUGCAGGAGAAAAGCAAAAUGACAUAGCAGUAGAGGCUCAUCAAAAACUAAGGGAGAUAAUGUCGAGACUAAGGAUAGAAGGAGGUUAUGUUCCAGAAGUUGGAAGUGUUUUGCAUGAUAUAGAAGUAGAAGAAAAGGAAGACUCUGUUUCACAACACAGCGAGAAACUGGCAGUAGCUUUCGGGAUGGCGAAGCUGCCGAGAGGAAGAGCCAUAAGAGUGGUUAAGAAUUUAAGAAUUUGCAGGGACUGUCACACUGUAAUGAAGCUGAUUUCUAAGGUCUAUGAAGUAGAAAUUGUGGUGAGAGAUAGAAGCCGUUUCCACUCUUUCACACAUGGUUCUUGUUCAUGCAGAGAUUACUGGUAAUUAGUCAAGAGAACUACACUUCAAAUUAGUAUCCUAUAUCAGAAGAGGAAGCCUGCUUGAUCAGCGGAAGCACAAUAGAUCGCUGGCCCUUAAGAAAGUUAGCAAGACCAAAGAAUAUUGUUAAGCAAUAUAUUGUUUUAUGGAAUGUUACAAUCAAGGGAGAACUGAUGUUUGAGCACUUGAGCACUUGAGCACAUUCAUGUUUCCUUCGUUGUGAUUUACAACUAUGAUUACUAAAUUAAAAGCCUCACCUUUAAUUUUGCAAGGGUCGGUGAUCUUUAGUUUAUCAUAUUGUGAGGCUUAUGGAUGUUGAUCAGUGAAAUGGGAUGGCAAUGAAAUAAGAUUUUAGCUUCUUACAACUUCCAAGCAAA